Messenger RNA from Fusarium redolens, 1651 nucleotides. RefSeq lists its product as uncharacterized. The record is from RefSeq and is a predicted model, not a curated record. The transcript has 2 exons. Bases 218 to 1540 code for a protein of 440 amino acids. Lineage: Eukaryota; Fungi; Ascomycota; Sordariomycetes; Hypocreales; Nectriaceae.
AUUAUCUCCCCGUCCUUCACUAAACAUUAUUUUAUGCCUUGCGCUUUGCGCCUCACGCCCUGCAUCCUGAAGGCUUUCUGUCUACAUCCUCUAAGGUUAUCAUCUUAUUGAAUUGUGCGAUGCAAGAAUUAAACUACUUUAUCUCAGCUUAUCAUAAUUUCUCUUUCUGAACUGGCCAAAACAAUCCCAGUGUACAAACGUGCAGCUCUUUGUCGCCAUGUCUCCUCGUUCCAACAAUUCAGAUGGCUCAACCAGCCCAGAGGCCAAGGAACGUCGAGCGCGUAAUAGGGCAGCCCAGUUAAAGUUUCGUAAGAAGAAACAAGAAGUCGAUGAGACACGCUGCAACCGAAUAAAGCACCUUGAAGGUGUGAUUGAGAAAAUGAGCACUGUCUUGGUAGACUUUACAGAUGGGCUCUUACAGCGGGAUAUCGUUCAACAGAGCCCUGCUAUGAUAGCCAGCAUUCAAGGCGUUAUCGCCGAUAUCCUUACAUUGGCCAAUGAAGCCGGAGACCCUGAACAGGACCCCAAGACUCGUAAGGCUCGGAGGAAAGUCACUGAAACCCAAUGUCAUUCUCCCAAGGACUGCGAAGGUGAGUCUACUGGCUCAGCUCCGAAUGUUGCCAUUCUCACUACCCCCGACGAUCCGAUGAUAGGUCCGGACCAACAAGAAGCCGUCAUUUACCCAAUGCCCCUUACAGAUAACCCUCCCAUACAUAUACCUCAAGUAGAAGAUGAAAUGGCACAGUUACCAGUAGUUCCAACAGUUUUGUCCCAAGCAAAUUACCCACAAUGUACUAUCCCAGCACCUCUCAGCCCUCUUUUGUGGACAUCCUCAUUACCACCCCUAUCUCUCAAUUCUUUCAUUUGUCGUCUCACAUAUUCAUGCUUCAAAGUUGGCUGCCUCGUUCUCAGCAGAUCGAUCGACGCACCACUCCCCCUAUCAGAAGAAAGUCGCAUGUUUGGAUCGACCCUUCGCUACCGGGAAAGGGAUGAAAUGAUCUUGAGAAUGAGAUGGCUCCUCGGCCCCGGCAAGCAUGAGCUUCAGACAUUGGCAGAGUUACCGUGGGGAGGGCGGUGGUGGGAUCAAGAGUUCUCUGGAAGCGAUCUUGCGAAUUAUGCCACGACUGCUGCGAUGGUUGACUCAUCUGCCCCUCAGUUCCUCAGUGUUCUUGGUGUUGAGAAGCAACUUAUGGCACUCGGUGCCUGCUUUGUGGAUAAAGAGACCAUCGAGCUGGACUCGAGUGCCUUAGCGAUCCUGUCGGGGAAUCGCCUAGAACCUAGCUGCGCGCAACCAGAUAGCUGGAGUUUUGUUAACCUUUUCCCAUCAAAAGAUUCACGACCGCAGAUACAUACGCCGAGAGUACGGGUCAGUUUGAACUUGCUCAUCACAAACUUGACCAAGAUAGCGGUUUGUUUGAUGAAAGGCCCUGGCUUUCCCAGACAGGCACUGAGAGGAGCUAUUGAACAGUCUGUUAUUACGAGGAAGAACAACCCAGAAAGGCAAGGCAUAGCCAAUAUGGAAGCAUCUUUAUGUUACUAAACUAUGUAGAAGAUACUUAAGUAUCUACUUGGCGGUCAUUAUUUAGACUGUGGAUUGCGAGUAAGACCCUAAGUAACGAAGAAUAAGAAAACAAUAUCAUCUACAUGACAA